CGCCCGCAGCUCCAGCGCGCAGGCUCCGCUCGCCUCCAUCCCUCUCCCUGUGGAGACGCCGGCCCCCGCAAUCCCCUCCCCGCCUUCCUGCCCUGGCUGCGCAGCGCAGAGCCGGCAGCGGCAGCCGGAGCUGGGCCCCGUGCGGCAUGGGGCGCCCCGCGUAGCUGCUGCUCAGGGCUCGCCGCCCGCGGGACCAGGCUGCGGGAGAGGCGCUAGCAGAACUGGCAAAUUUGUGUGGAAGAUGAAGUUUAUUCCUUCUUGAGACUGUCAUCCUAAAUAGUAAAUGGUAAAAGAAUGUGGGAUAAUCCAAGUCUCCGAUGUCUCCUAGCAAUAACUUUCUUACAUUUGCUGAGCUUAAUAUAUAGUCAGGAGACAGGUUUUCCAGAAGCACCAGAGAAUUUGAAAUGUAUCACACAUGACUUAAACAGAAUGAUCUGUUCCUGGGAUGCCACCUCCAGUGCAAACCUUGGACUGACUUACAAGAUUUGUUAUACAAACAGUGAACACUUCUCUCUAGUGUGUAUUGAAACUGAGGGAAAAAGGGCAGAUAUUCCAGUCACAGUGGGCUCCACUAACAUACGGAUAACCACACUAAAUGCUUCUGGAACUUCUUUAGCUACUGAAACAUUUGUAUUGUCUGAGGAAAAUGUUUCACUUAUUCCACUCACCCCCCAAAUUCUUAAUCUGAGUGCUGACUUUUCAACUUACACGUUAUAUCUGAAGUGGAACGAUAGUGGCUCAGUCUUCCAAUAUGAAUUAGAUGCCAGCUGGCAGAUUCAGAUUCUGCGUAAGGAAACAUUGGAGACAGUGGCACUAAUGAAUUAUGAUUCAAAAUUGACUGGCAAAGACUCUAUUCUUUCUUGGAAUUGGACAUCUGACAUACCUUUGGAGUGUACUUCAUACUAUGUGAAAAUUAGAUGUUAUAUUAAUGAGCCGUAUUUUACUGGUAGGAAGGAAUGGAGUGAAUGGAGCCCAAUUAGAACAGUUCCUGAAAAAGAUACUAAGCCCAAUAGCGCUAUGGUUUUUCCUCAAGACAAAGUGGUACUAGUGGGCUCAAAUGUGACAUUUUGUUGUUUAUACAAUGAAGGGGAAAGUAUAAAAUUCAUGAACUAUGGAUCAAAAAGUUAUCCACUCCUUCGCCUCAACAAGUGGAGCAGUGCAAUCAAAGUGCAGAAUGUCAGUGCUUCAAUUUCUAGUGGGACAAAUGUAUGGUGCUUGCUGGAGCCAGAUGGUCUGGAAGGAACAGUAUUAUUUGUAGGAUAUGCCCCCGAUACGCCACAAAACCUGAACUGUGAAACACGCACCUUUAUUACUAUAACAUGUAGCUGGAACCCAGGCAGAGCCACGGCACUAUACAGGCAACGGCAAACAAAAUAUAUUUUAUUUGAAAGAAUAUCUAAAGAAAAUGUUACAUGCAAAGUAGAUGAAUUGAAUAAGGAACAUUACUGUGACUUUCCAGUGCAUGCCAAUCAGAAAAUCUACAAUUUCACACUAGGAGCUUCCAAUCCUCUUGGUCAAGCAGAAUCAUCGCUCUUAAUUGAUGUAAAUCAAAGAGUUCAUCUGGAAACUCCUGUUAAAUUCACUGUGAGCACUAAUAGUUCAACAAAUGCCCAUCUGUCUUGGUAUAUACCUGGCAACUUUAUUCAAAUCAGACUUUUGUGUCAAAUUGAAAUUAGCAACAGUAAUUCAGAACGACAACUGAAUGUCUCAAUGGCCGGUGCAGAAAACUCAAAUUACAGAGCUUGGGUGGACGCAUUACAUCCGUAUGCCACAUACACGUUCAGAGUACGCUGUUCAGCUUCUGAGCAUUUCUGGCGGUGGAGUAAAUGGAGUGAGGAAAAAAAGCUCACAACUUUGGAAGCCCCUCCUGCAAGAGGACCGGCUAUCUGGAGAGAGAGAAGUCCUGUCGGAGAAACUCUAACAGUCUUUUGGAAGCCAUUACUUCUUUCUGAAGCAAAUGGAAUAAUACUAUCCCAUGAAGUGUCAUGUUACUCGCGAGAGAUAAUGCUAAAGGCUCAUGAAGUCCCUGUACCCUUGAACAGCACUGAAAUAAAGCUUGGGGGAAAUGAUUGUUUAAUCAGUGUUGUAGCCAAAAAUCGUGCUGGCUCAUCUCCCCCUUCUAGGAUAACUAGUAUGGAUCUUCCAAGUGACGAUGUUAAAACAGAGCUGGCAAUUGCAGCAGGAAAUGGAAUUUACAUUUCUUGGCAUUCUGACCCCAACGUGACCUGCGGCUACACAUUAAAAUGGUGUAUUUCAUCUGGAUCUGAACCCUGUAAUGUGGACUGGGAAAUGUUUCCUUCAAAUGCAACGGAUGCUGUGAUCAAAUCUGCUCUGUUUCAACCUGGUGUGAGAUACAAUUUUUCACUAUAUGGCUGCAAACACAAUGGAUAUCAGUUAUUACAGAAUAUAACGGGAUAUAUGAAAGAAUUGCCUCCAAAGGUAGCACCAAAUUUUACUGUAGAAGAAACCUCAUCAGAUUCAAUAUUAGUAAAAUGGGAAGACAUUCCUGUGGAAGACUGCCAGGGGUUUUUAAAGGGAUAUAUUCUUUACUUUGCAAAAGGGGAGAAAGGUUCUUCAAAGACUAGUUUUACGGACGAAGAAAACAAAACAGAAAAGAAUAUUACUGACCUAACGAAAAAGUCUUUGAGAAUACUUGAUCUUCAAGGCAAAACAAGUUACCGACUGGGCUUACGAGCCUAUACCGUUGGUGGAAUAGGCCCAUCGAAAGACCUGUAUGUGGUGACAAAGGAGAAUUCCGUGGGGUUGAUCAUUGCCAUUCUCAUCCCAGUGGCAGUAGCUGUUGUGCUUGGAGUGGUGACCAGCAUCCUUUGCUACCAAAAGAGGGAAUGGAUUAAAGAAACGUUCUACCCUGACAUUCCAAAUCCUGAGAACAGUAAGGCAUUGCAAUUUCAGAAGAAUAUAUGUGAGGGGAACACAGCUCUUAAAACCUUGGAAAUGAACCCUUGUACCCCGAAUAGUGUGGAAGUGGUGGAAACGCAAUCCACAGUCCUUAAGAUAGAAGACACAGAAAUUAUAUCCCCUGUAGCGGAUAGUGAGCUUCCUGAAGAUGGGUCUGACCCAGAAACAGGAAGCCACGUGGUGGUGUCAUACUGCCCACCAAUCAUUGAGGAGGAGAUCUCCAGUCCACCAAUAGAUGAACCUGUGGGAUCUUCUCAAGUCAUUUAUAUUGACAUUCAGUCAAUGUAUCAGCCUCAAGUUAAUCCAGAGGAAGAGCCAGAAAUUAACUUUGUCACUACAGCAGGCUAUAAGCCACAAAUGCAACUGCCAAUUAAUGCUAUGAAAAUGGAGAGUCACUCACCCACAGAAGAGGACUUAGAUAAAACUGCGGGCUACAGACCUCAAGCAAACACUAAUGUCUGGAAGUUAGACUCUCCAGACUCUCCUAUAUCAAUUCAAAGCAACAAUGAAAAUGGAUCUUUUGGAAGUCCGUGCUCCAUUAAUUCUCGACAGUUUUUGAUCCCCCCAAAGGAUUAUGAAGACUCUCCCACCCAUAACAACACUGGGUGGUCCUUUACAAAUUUUUUUCAGAACAAACCAAAUGAUUAACCAUCAUGGUAAUCGUCAUUUCAUCCGAACUUGCCAUUCAAUAAGUUCUUGUUCCUAGUGUUGUCAUAUCAGCAUGGGUUAUCCUUGGAGACAGUCAGCAGCUUUUUUUUUUUUGUGAGCUGAAUGUUACCACAUUUAAGUUAAAGUGUUAAUGUUCCAUUUUAAUACAGGCUAAAAACUCAGUUAUAGAAACUCAGUUAUUAUACUAUGAAGAUAUAGGGGUUUUGAGGUUAGAUCUCCUCGUAAUCCUAGUCAAAGAACUCUGUCUGCUUUCAAGUUGUGUUUCAAGAUCAAUGUGAUCUCAUACAACUUGUUACUUUGAAAGGUGUUCUACUUCUGUUGUUAACUGGCUCUUAUAAUGAAUAUUCAGAAUAACUAAAUCCAAAUCAGUUUAUAAACUGUCUAGAUGAGGGUGAUGGCGGUAGGUAAACUUUCAGUCUAACAGUUGGAAAUUACAUGCUUAGAUUGGUAGUUAAUUAAAUCUGUUACCAAGACAUUACAAUUAGCACUUUAAUCUGUGCUUAGUUAAAGUCCCACGGGUAAAAAUAUCAUAAUCAUUUAACACUUUAAACAAUGGCUAUUCAUGUUUGUUGUUUGAUAACCAGAACUCUAGAUUCUGUACCUACUGUACAAUGUUUAUUCAAUAUCUGACUCAGGGGUACAAACUUGGAAAAUGAGUAUAACACUGAUUUAAACCUCAACAAGAACUGCAAAAUGUUUAAACUUCAGCAUUAAUUUUUUAAACCUUAAAACACUAUCUUUUUUCUCUUUUGGUUAAGGAGGUAGUAUUUCCUAACAUAUUGCACUAAUGUGUUUUGUAUUUUAGAGCUGCAGCUCCAGAUCUGCUACCUCAAAGAGGUUAAGCAUCUUUUUCUUCUAGAAACACUAGUUUAGACCAUUAUUAGUCUAGAACUAAAGUGCUGUGAGCAGGCCACCCGAGUGAUUAGUCUCAUUCUUCAACAGUUGUUGGUUGCAUUAACCUAUCAGUAGAGACUGCUCCAUAGAUUGCAUUUAGUAGCACUAGCUGCCCAGGCAGAUUUGCUCCACCAGUGAGAAAGGUUGGUCUUUAUCUGUAAUAGUCCCCACCAGCCAGGAAGACACUCUGUGGCUAAACUCCAGAAACAUUAUCUACCAAACAGAGCACUCUUUCCAAAUCCUACGUGGAAACAUAAGGUGAGAUUUCUCUACAGGCAAGGGGGAUCCCAGGUAAGCUAAUGCCACUAAUGGUUUUUAAUAGCUACUCCCCAGCACUGGUCACCCAAUGUAAUGCUCUAAUGGCAAGAUUAGCAUUUGUGUGUGUUUUUAAAGAAAUGUUAAAAAUCAUCAUCGUUGAGUAUUUCUGCUUUCACACCUACGUCACAUAAACCUGCUAUAAACAGCUCUAAUUGUAACACUUCAAUGUAUAAACAUUAGAUUGUGACAGAUGCAUCACAAGAACCAAGCCAUUACUUCAUUGACUUUGUUUUUUAAAUGCUUUAUAACUUAAAUCUGUUUCUAAUUGUUAAAAAAAAAAUAAUAAUGAUGGAGGGUCAUGUGAUGCAACAUUGAAGUAAAACAGUGUGCUCUUAAGCUCUUAGCUAAAUCCUUUUAAGGUCUCGAUUUCGAGCAUUAAUUUGUGGCUCCUCAAAUAAUUAAUUUGCAGAAAUAGCUUUCUAAACCGAGCACUGAGACAGCCAGUCCUGCUGAAUUUGAUAUUAGACCCACAGCUCUGAAGUAGUCGGAGCAGAUCAGGAAGACAGGUCUCCAAAACCAUACACAUCCACUGCAUGUGGAACUGUGAUCUGGCCACCCAUCAGACAAAAAUUACCUUAAACCUGAUCACAGCAAUAAAUACUAAGAUUCUGUAUCUGCACCCACUUUUCUUUAUACUUCAAAAGUGGCAUAACUUACCAUGAUCUAUGUUUGGCUGAGUCUCUUGGAUAAAAAUGAAUGUCUUUCUCCAAGUGUUCCCUAUCCUCUCUUAAACCAAAAAACACUGAAUGGAUCAGGUAUUGAUUUUUAUGUGACAUCAGAGGAUACUGAUAAUCAGCUUGAUGAGGCUUGAAAGGCAAAAAACAAAAGAGGGUAUUAACCUCUUAAAAAUCUGAUUUAUGGUGAAGGCACAUUGCUCCAUCAGGAGAUCAGAGAACAUCCUGUCCUUGGGACCACUCUGCAAAUGUGGAGAAAAAAGCAAUUCCAUACCUUGGUCUAUUAUCAAAAUUCUCAUUGACUUCCCAGAUGUGUGCAAGGUACCAGGUUUUCUUUCAGGAUGUGAAGACGGUAACUUCAACGGAUGGGCUGUCAAAGGACAGUAGAUCCUUGGAGAUUUUUAUUUAUCGCAAGUCAUAAUGCAAUUGACUUUUGAACUGCUCAGAAUUAAAUUUAAUCUUUCUUGGGAUUUCUAUACAUAACUACAAGUAACUCACUUCCUAGACAUGGUAGCUAAAUGAGAAACUCCACAAUUGGGAAUACAAAUUGGAAGAAACUCUGGUGGUGGCCUUACUCAAUCUCUUCUUGCUACCGCACAAAUUUUGUUAAGAAAUGCAAGUACAUGCCCCAAGGUCUUCCAUCUCCUGAACUUCAUAUCUUAAAAUCCCUUUUGAGGAUUAACAGUGGCAAAAAGCCCUUUGCAAAUAGAGGUUUCAACAUUACAAGCAAGCGCCAUACUUUGCGCUGCACAGACUUUACUAUUUUCAUUAAACUUUGAACAAAAUCUGUACAUUG
Terrapene triunguis (Three-toed box turtle) is the source of this 6270-nucleotide messenger RNA. RefSeq names its product LIF receptor subunit alpha (gene LIFR). Gene Ontology annotation, molecular function: protein binding; cytokine receptor activity. Gene Ontology annotation, biological process: cytokine-mediated signaling pathway. Gene Ontology annotation, cellular component: external side of plasma membrane; membrane. The coding region runs from base 295 to 3567 and encodes 1090 amino acids. The record is from RefSeq and is a predicted model, not a curated record. The transcript is spliced from 20 exons. Lineage: Eukaryota; Metazoa; Chordata; Testudines; Emydidae.